Messenger RNA from Apus apus (common swift), 6829 nucleotides. RefSeq names its product erythrocyte membrane protein band 4.1 like 5 (gene EPB41L5). NCBI's taxonomy places the organism in Eukaryota, Metazoa, Chordata, Aves, Apodiformes, Apodidae. Gene Ontology annotation, molecular function: cytoskeletal protein binding. Gene Ontology annotation, cellular component: cytoskeleton. Bases 101 to 2407 code for a protein of 768 amino acids. The transcript has 26 exons. The record is from RefSeq and is a predicted model, not a curated record.
CGCCCCCAGGGCCGUGAGGAGCCGCCGCGGGGACGCGUUCCCGCCGCCCCCGGCUCCGCCGCUCCCGCCGCCCGGGCCGCGGGGCCGCCCGCCAGCCAAGAUGCUGAGCUUCUUCCGCCGAACCCUGGGGCGGCGGUCCAUGCGCAAGCAUGCGGAGAAGGAGCGGCUGAGGGAGGCCCAGAGGGCUGCGACCCACAUCCCUGCAGCUGGGGACGCAAAAUCCAUCAUUACUUGCCGAGUCGCUCUGCUGGAUGGAACAGAUGUCAGCGUGGACUUACCGAAAAAAGCCAAAGGCCAGCUCCUGUUUGAACAGAUCAUGUAUCAUCUGGACCUUAUAGAAAGCGACUACUUUGGAUUAAGGUUCAUGGAUUCUGCACAAGUGGCGCAUUGGUUGGACAACACAAAAAGCAUUAAAAAGCAAGUUAAAAUUGGCCCACCAUAUUGUCUGCAUUUUCGUGUAAAGUUUUACUCAUCAGAGCCCAACAAUCUACGUGAAGAGCUAACAAGGUAUUUAUUUGUUCUGCAGCUAAAACUGGAUAUUCUUAGUGGAAAAUUGGAAUGUCCUUUUGACACAGCCGUCCAGUUGGCAGCUUAUAACAUGCAAGCUGAACUUGGUGACUAUGAUCCUGCUGAACAUGUCCCUGAACUGGUGUCUGAGUUCAGGUUUGUUCCCACUCAGACUGAAGAGAUGGAACUAGCCAUUUUUGAAAAGUGGAAGGAAUGCAGGGGGCAAACACCAGCACAGGCUGAAACCAACUACUUAAACAAAGCUAAGUGGCUGGAAAUGUAUGGUGUAGACAUGCACAUAGUCAAGGCAAGAGAUGGCAAUGAUUACAGCCUGGGACUGACACCUACAGGAGUUCUUGUCUUUGAAGGAGACACAAAGAUUGGUUUGUUUUUCUGGCCAAAGAUAACAAGACUUGACUUCAAGAAGAACAAACUUACUCUAGUUGUUGUUGAAGAUGAUGAACAGGGAAAGGAGCAGGAGCACACUUUUGUCUUUAGACUGGAUCAUCCCAAAGCCUGCAAACACUUGUGGAAAUGUGCAGUGGAACAUCAUGCCUUCUUCCGGCUCCGAGGUCCUGUCCAGAAAAGCUCAAGUCGAUCAGGCUUCAUUCGGUUAGGAUCCCGGUUCCGAUACAGUGGGAAAACAGAGUAUCAAACCACCAAGACCAACAAAGCCAGGAGAUCAGCAUCCUUUGAAAGGAGACCCAGCAAGAGAUAUUCAAGACGAACACUACAAAUGAAAGCACAUUCUGCUAAACUUGAAGAAACAAGUACUGCAAACAAUGCUGUUAGCAACCAAACUAAUGGAUCACAGAGCUGGAAUGCAAAGCCAAACCUGCCUGUCCUAACAGCGAUUCCUUCUGCCCCAGUCUUAGUGGAAAUAGAAAACCUCCCAAGGAGUCCAGGUGCCAGCCAGCAAGACAAGAAAUGUGUGCCUCUUGUUGACUUGCUAGACAGCUCGGAGCUGCCAGAAACGUGUGUUGAUGAUGCCCUAGGCGGUCCAGUUGUUGGCUUGGCAACAGGAGAUUCAGAAGAAGCUGUUAGUUGUCCUCAUCCUGGCACAAAGGAAACAGUUGCUGAAAAUGCAGACUCUGAUCCAUUUGAAGACACAUUCCUAAAGCUGAAACAGCUGGAAACAGAAUGCAGCAGCCCCAUGCUAACAGAACGUCCCAACGUAAACAUAAACAUCCAGGAUGAAGUGGUAAAGUUGACAGAUAAAUGUCUUAACAAUGCCAUUGAGAGCCCAAUCACAGCAGCAACGUGGCUUCCAGCAGAUAUCAAAAGCAAUAUCCUGAAGGCUCAGGCAGAAGCAGGGCACAAGGUCAUAAGAGAAGACAGCCUGACAGGUCUCAAGAAUUCCAAUAUUCAGGACGCUGCUGCCAGGAACAUUUUCUUGUCAGGGAAAACACAGAAUAGUCCCCCAGCAACCAGUCCAGUAUUUCAAGACCCGAGAGAGUUGCUGAAAGGAAUUCCUGCCUCAAACACCUUUGUUCCUAAUGCAUUAAAUGAGGACAAUGCUGCCUCUACCCAUGAGGACCUGCUGAUUCCAGCUAAUCUGGCUCCAGCUGAGGAGGCUGCUAUUUCAAAGAGCACUCCAGAUGACCAGGACGUUUCCUUAACAUCAUUGACAGAGAAUCUAAUUGACUUUACAGAAGCCACACCUCGGGCACCUUCCCAGCCCAUGAUAACACCAAGGUGGAUAGUGCCAACUGGACUGAUUUCCAAUGGGCCUUUGGGAAAUGAUGUUGCCUUAGCUAUGAAGGCAGUGAAAGGCAGCACGGAGACUCUGUUGUCAUCAGCUGGAUUGCCACCAUCCCAGCAGACAUCUGAAGUCCUUGCAAGCCCAGUUACUGAGGAUGCUACAAUAAGAACGAAAUGUUUACUCACCACUGAACUCUAGAAGAAGGAGUUUCUGCACUUCCCACCUUGUGAAAACUCCAGUGUUUCUAAUAUACCUGCAAGGGAUCCUUCCAAAAGACUUGCUUGGGAUCAAACUCUUGCUGAACAGGACUCAAACAUCCAGCUGGUUUGCUAGGAUCCAGGAAGAGACUUCUACAUUUGUUACAGUCUAACUGGAAUGACAGUUUAAAGUGGGACAUAAAACCACAUGCACAUUUGAUCUUCUCCCUCAGAGAAAUACCACACUGGAGCUAGUUCUGAAUGUGAGGAACAGAAUCUUGUUGUGUUCCACUCACCCGAGGUUUAGUCUGACUUACCCUGUGCUGCCUCUCAAGCGUUCGUGGGAAGUGUUCCCUGUGAUGUGAGCUCUGUGGUUGUGAGCGCGGCAUCCCUGGCCUCUGUAGCGUAAAUCUGGAAAGAUUAGGAGAACUUGUAGGGCCACCUUGUGGCCACACUGCUGUGGUGGCUCACAGUAGCGAUGACUGUUUCAUACGGCCAAGGGCAUUUUCUUCUGUAUGAUUAUUCCCUCUGUUUUUCCCUUGUUUUACCAACACAUGCUCUCCUUUUUGGCCUUAAACCCUUUAAUAACCCUCGCACCUCUUGUUACAGUCCCUGGAAAGAAUGAAAAUCUAGUCCAUCAGUGACAAACUACGUUGACUGGAUUUGAGCUGCUCAUUGCAACCAGGAAAAGGAAAAUGUACCUGCCAAACAGCUGAUAGCAUUAGCAGACUGCAGCAGAGGUCCCACAGCUGGACACUGAUUAUCUCCUCUAUGACUCAGAUACAUGCAUUGUUUGUUUUAAAUGCUAAAGCAGUGAAAGGAUGAGUACAGCUCACUUUGGUAGCUGCUUGUUGGUUAGUUUUGUUGUUGUAUAGGACUAGGAAGGAAAAUAAUGUUCAUGUUCCUUUUCCUACUGUUUUGGGGUGGUGUUUCCAGAUGCUGUGCUUUGGGAAUACUUACCAGAUAUGUUAGCAGCUUGAGGGUACAAGUAGAUCAGUUCUGAACACCACUCGAGACCUGUUUUGAGUGUUACCUAAUAGUUUUAUGUGGGACAAAGAAUGCAAAGAACAAGCUUAAAAAAAAGGAAAAAAAGAGCAAAAGUUCCUGUAAGCACUUCAGUUCUUUGUAGAAGGAAGGUAGGAGCAACUGCAGGAGCACACUGCACAGAGCUGGGAAAGGCCUCUUGGUGCUCUGGUGAAGUACAGGAUAUCAUGUGUAGUUUGAAGAGAUCAUCCAAGUCCUGGGCAGCAGGAUCCUCAUGUGGACACAGAGAGGUGAGCACAUGGAUGGUGGAGAUACAGCCUGUGAAAAAGGUCAAUGCAGAGUCGUUGGAAGUAGAAGUGUAGGAGCUUGAUGACAGACUCCACAUCUCCUGAGGGGGAAGCACAGGUGAAACAACUGGGAUCUUGCAUUCCUAGGCAGAGUUUUGUACCUAUAACUGGGCUGGGAGGAUGUUUUUGUGUAGCACUACUGUGUAUAAAUAUGUGUAUGCACGUGGUUCUUAGAAGCAAUUUUAAACAUGAAAGUUGCCUCUGAGACCUGUAAGCACAACUUCAUCUCUGCAGGCCAGCUGCCUGCACGUCUCUCAGUGUAGACAAAGAUUUGGACCCAAGCACUGCGAGCUGUGCAGGCAGGCUGGUGCCUGGCCAGGCUGCUGCUUCCAGACCAGGGUCAUCUCACUGCUGCUCUUCUGCUCCUUUGCAAGAUGCUGAAUGAAAGUGUGAAGGAAGAAGCCACACGGUGUGCGUGGCCCACUGCCUCAAAACCCCCGAGGCCUUAAUGGAGAAACAUAGAAAUCACGGGGAGCUCUUAGGACUGACGUACCAGAGCGACUUUCUGCAGACAGUGAUUUGUAGCCGUUGCCUCAAGGAGCAGGGUCAGAAUUGGUGGCAGGGGCUUCAGUCCUCCCCUUCAGCCAGCGCCUGGAGCACGGUGCCGGCAGGUUCCCCGCGCUGCCAGCCGGGGGAGCUGCUCUUCGGGACCAGCUGGAGUGUUUCUGCUCGCCGGCUGCUCAGCUCUGUCCUUGUUCCUUCCAGUUGAGUAUCGGCUUUUUUUUUAUACUUUUAAGUCUGAGCCUUAUUGCAUAUUAAAAUGUAGAAGGUUCCCGAUUCAAAUAUCAAACGUCUUCAUCUGGAUUAAUAAUACGGUUGCCAGCAAAGUUUCUGCAGGAAAAGGGAAGCUCUUACUGCAACAGCCUGAUCCUGCACAAAGCCAGAACUGUGUGGGGAAACUUGGCACUUGCCAUUGAUCUGUUUGCUCAGCAGCUGAGCUGGCAUUCGCCAGCUACAUGUGUUGGUUUUGUAAAUAGACAGAAUGCAGCAGCAUUUUCUUUAAGGCAUGUUUGAUAUUUGACUCUUCCCGUGGGAUUCAGGAGCUCUGUGAACUGUUAGCUUGAAUCCCUCCCAAAAGUAUCAUAACAGAAGUUAACAGUUUUCCAGCAUUGCCUGCUCAGUACCAUCCUUAGGUUCCUCCUGAGCAAUCACAUAUUGCAAAUAACAAGUAAAUACUGUGUGGUGAGUGUGUCCCCCUAAAAUCUAAAUGGUUCCAAGUACCCAACUGUUACUUCAGUAUAGGGGAACGGUGUAGUUAUACACAAAAGUUUCAAAGGGGCAAGAUUUUUCUCAAUUUGCAGAGGACUUAAUACUUGGGACUUGCUAUUUCUAAAAGUUUAAUUUUUUUUUUCCUACCAAAGUUAUCUCCUGUUGAUUUGCUGAUGCCUGUCCCUGAGUGGCCCUCUGCCCUUUCGCUGUGUGCACAUGUAAUGCUGGUCAGAGAUGGAGGCUUUUUUAGUCAUAAUUUAAAAAUUAUAACUUUCAUAAAAGCAUAAGUGUUCAGAUCCAAAAGUAAAAGUGAUUUUAAUCCAGUCACACUCCAUAAGCAAUUGGAGGAAAAGAAUUUAUAGAAAUCAUAGCGUUCAUAAUAACCAAAAAAAAAACAACCCACCCUGUAUUUCAAACUGAUGACUUUUUGGGAGGUGCUGGAUCUUAGAACUGUAUUUCAGUCUCACCCCUGGAGUCCCAAAGGAUGAGGUGAGAGAUGUGGCGUGUGCCAAGUGUACAACCAUGGUCUAACAAGCUUUGGAAAUGGGUAUUAAGAUAAAGUAGUUCAGGCCCUCUUACACUGCAGUCAAGGGAAUCUUCUCUCUGCUUCAGUGGUAAUAUGGUUUAAUAUUGGGUAAGUCAUCUAACGUAAGUGCUUACCUGGUAAUCAGUCAUGGUUAAUGGAUUAGAUUGAAUGGAUUAAACUUAAAUUUCAUGUGUUGGAGAUAGACAGCAGUGUAAAAGCUGUUUUGGACAAUUUUUUGAAUGUGACUUUGGCAAGAAAAUUUGCAGGACCAGAAGAGGAGCUCAGGUGAACAUCCCAGUUACAUUUAGGUCUCCUUCCACAAACUUUUCAGGCCUUGCCUGUUACCCCUUUGUCUGCACCUCGAAGCAGAGUUGUACUGUUAAGAUCAGCAUGGCCUUCACAGACAGCACUGGACAUAUUUUUGACAUUGUGAAGAUAUUCUGGUACAACCCAAGUCUUCUACGGAUUCAGUGCUAGCAGCUCUGUCUCUCAGCCAGCCAAUGUUUUCAGCUCUAUCUGAGCACAGAGUGUGUUUGUUAGCCUAGGAAGCUGUAGUGAAGUUAUGUAGCUGUUAGACACGGUGACGUCCCAGCUUUCAUAGGCAGCUGGACAACCCUAACAUCUAUACCAAAAAAUAAAAAUAAUCCCUGCUAAUGGCCUCUCAGUGAUGCAGUGUAACCCCUGUGUGUCUGGUCUGUUAGCACCAUAGCUGUACCUACAGGGCCCUUCCCACCACGCUCCAACAGAGGCAGAGUUGGUGUGAUGUCAUUACCUGCUGCACUGUCUUGUGUGUUCAUGAGGGAGAUGGGAGCAGGUGGCACAUCCUGCUGGAAGCCAGGACCUGUGGCUCAGCAUUAUGUGUGGCAGUGAGCACCUGCUGGGACCGAGGGGUGGACUCUGCCCCUGCACUCAUAUUGGACCCAGCACAGCAGGGAGCUGCAAGGUUCUCCUACAAAAUUCACCUCUUUACUGUUUGGCUUCUGCUUCAUAAAUACACAUAUACCCGACCUGUAACUGGACAAUCUUAUUUUUAAAGUAAGUAAGAAUAUUUUUUUAGCUAGAUAUUUUUUUGUUACAGCCACACUAACUACUGUAUUUUUACCUUUUAUAUGUAAAGUUUGGCAAUAGCUCUGAAUGUAUAAUUUAUUUGUUGUUUGUUUUUUUUUUUCUAUAAAACAAAGUGACACCCUCUUGAUUCUGUUUCACAAUAGUGAUGUAUGAACUGUUCUAGGCCCUGCACUGAGAUCUGUAUUGAAACUGUACGUGGGAACAAGAAGCUGUGAUUUGUAGUCCACUCAACCCAAUCUUGAAAUGUUUAUACUGUAGUUUUGUCUUAAAUAUACCACGUCAGUGCAAA